Messenger RNA from Acyrthosiphon pisum (pea aphid), 1473 nucleotides. RefSeq lists its product as uncharacterized. The coding region runs from base 1 to 1473 and encodes 490 amino acids. The record is from RefSeq and is a predicted model, not a curated record. NCBI's taxonomy places the organism in Eukaryota, Metazoa, Arthropoda, Insecta, Hemiptera, Aphididae. The transcript has a single exon.
AUGCCGUCUCGUCAUCUGCCCAAACACUGUAAACACAAAUUUUCGCAUUUGGCCCUAGCUGAUCCUAGUUUUGACCUUCCGGCACCUAUUGAAUUGUUGUUGGGAGCCGACGUGUUCUCCCAGAUACUAAACGGAAAACGUGUUGUUAUAGACAAUUCGUUACCCACUGCAUUCAGCUCUUUAUUCGGGUGGAUUCUAAUCGGCCCUGUCCCUGAAUAUGAGCCCGAUCGAAUCUGUUCAAAUGUUGUUUCACUUACGGUAUCACUCGAGAAUCUGGUUGAACGCUUCUGGCGUGUUGAAGAACCCGAUUCGGCUCCAGUUAUAUUCACGGAUGAAGGCAAGUGUGAAACCAUCUACUUGACCGAACGUGUGCGUGAUAAUAGUGGUCGAUUCGUGGUUCCAUUGCCCUUCAUGGAAUUCGGCAGGCAAGAACGGUUUUUAGGAUCUCGACAAAUGGCUUUGCGUCGGUUCCAAAACCUAGAGCGGAAACUUAAAAUUAAUCCAGCCUUGAAUCAAGCCUACUCAGCGUUUAUGAAUGACUAUGAAUCACUAGGGCAUAUGUCCAUCGCUCCUAGCCCUGGCGACUAUUUCAUACCUCACCAUCCUGUUUUUAAAGGUGAUGUUGCAACCAGUAAGAUUCGAGUGGUAUUUGAUGCUUCUGCCACUACUUCAUCCAACCAUUCCUUGAAUCAGUAUCUUUUUGCUGGUCCAAAGCUUCAGCAGGAUAUUGUUGAUAUCAUGCUCCGAUUUCGUGUACAUCAAUUCACCUUCACAGCCGAUGUGUGUAAAAUGUAUCGACAAAUACUUGUACUUCCACAAUAUCGGAAGUAUCAACAUAUCUUAUGGCGUGCGUCACCGUUGGACGAACUUAAGGAGUACCAACUUAACACGGUUACUUACGGAGUGAACUGUGCUCCUUACCUAGCGCUGCGAGUUCUGAAGGACCUUGCUGACAAUUGCUGCGAAGAAUUACCAGAUGUCAAACAGUCAUUAACUCAUCAGACUUACGUUGAUGACAUUUAUGUGGGCGCCGAUAGCACAGACCAACUUUUGACGUUGAAAUCUGAUUUGCAAUCUGUUCUGAGUACCGCUGGUUUUAAGCUGAAAAUAUGGUCCAGUAAUGACCCACUGAUUUUAGCUACUAUUCCACAAGAGGAUCGGGUCCAAAGGAUCUUACAGUUCGAUGACAUGGAGGCAGGAUUGGUCAAGGUUCUCGGUUUAAAUUGGGACUCUUCCGAAGAUACUUUUGGUUUUGAAGUCUCUCCUUCGUGUGAUGUCAUGACCAAACGCGCCGUUCUGUCGACCAUUGCCAGAAUAUUUGAUCCAAUUGGCCUUAUUGCUCCAGUAAUCUUUUAUGCCAAGCAUAUAUUUCAGAAAAUCUGGAAGGCAGGAUUAGCUUGGGAUACGCCACUUCCGUCCGACUUAGCUGAGGAUUGGAAAACCUUCGUCCAAGAUCUCCAUACAUUAACCUAA